Molecule: messenger RNA, 1019 nt
Organism: Thamnophis elegans (Western terrestrial garter snake)
Lineage: Eukaryota; Metazoa; Chordata; Lepidosauria; Squamata; Natricidae
Gene: MND1
Product: meiotic nuclear divisions 1
Exons: 9
Coding region: 279-899 (206 amino acids)
Biological process (GO): reciprocal meiotic recombination
Cellular component (GO): nucleus
Molecular function (GO): double-stranded DNA binding
Source: RefSeq, a predicted model, not a curated record
UGCGCUGCAAAUACAGCUGAGCGCCGUCAGGCGGCACUUUCUCGUCAAAGGAGGCGGGAUGGUUUGCCGCCGCUUUUCCCGCGCAAAUCCCGUUCCCGCCGUUUGAAGGAAGAUCUGUGGCGGACAGGAGAUGCUCCCAUCAUGCCCAACACCCGUUGAGGUACCUGGGGAAAGUGGGAAGUGGAGUCCAACGCAGGGAUGGAAGAAGCUGGAGUAAUGAACCUCUUUUCCUCGAGUCAAAGAAAAGAGGUCUGAGCGUUGAAGAGAAGAGAACUCGAAUGAUGGAAAUCUUUUUUGAAACAGAACACAUUACAAAACAAACUGUUUUCUUCUCACUUUUUUGGUAUCAGAAAGAUGUAUUUCAAUUAAAGGAUAUUGAGAAAAUUGCUUCGAAAGAAAAAGGAAUAACAUCUAUGUCAGUAAAGGAUAUCUUACAAAGCUUAGUUGAUGAUGGUAUGGUAGACACUGAUAGGAUUGGAACGUCAAAUUAUUUUUGGGCCUUCCCAAGUAAAGCAUUGCACACAAGAAAAUGUAAACUGGAAGAACUGCAGAAUCAGUUCUCAGACUAUUGUCAGAAGAAAAAGGAUUUAGAAGAAAGUAUCACGCAAUCAAAAAUUGGGCGGCAAGAUACUGCAGAACGUGCAGCACUAAUAAAGGAACUUAGUACCUUACAACAGAAGAAAGACCAUCUAAAGACAGAAGUAGAUAAAUACAAAGAAUGUGAUCCAGAUAUUGUUGAAGAAAUCCGUCAAGCAAAUAAAAUAGCCAAGGAAGCAACCAACAGAUGGACUGAUAAUAUAUUUGCUGUAAAAUCUUGGGCUAAACGGAAGUUUGGAUUUGAAGACAACAAAAUUGACAAAACAUUUGGUAUACCAGAAGAUUUUGACUAUAUUGAUUGAAAGUGUUUAAUAAAAAAAGAUGCCUUAUAACUUAAUAUUGUUCAAGAUGCUUUUAUUUUAAAUUGUAUUUCAUUCCUACCAUUACUAGUACUGUAAUUAAUAAAAUCUGAAAACCCUGAA